AUGACCUCCAGGCAAAGGAGUGGGGGUAUCUUGUUGGGGUCACUGGACGACUACCAUGGACAGGUCGUGCGACCUCGCAGCACAUCUUCCAGCAUUGUGCAGGACUCACAGGCUCGCAGCUAUGUGUACCUACGGCUAUUGGCAGCGACUUCUCUCCUCGGCAUGAUCCUUCUAAUGGUAGCAGGACAUCAUGAGCGGCACAAGGCGACCACAUCCUCAGUCCACUUCUUCUCUAGACGGGAUCUUGCAGCCUCCACGCCAGCUGUUGCCCCAGUCACAGCGCCCACACCUGCACCUCUUCCCUCGCGCAAAACAGCAGUCCCUACAUCAAGAGCGCUGGACGUCGGCGCAGUCGGUAUAACCCCAAGCAAGCCGGCCUUUACAAUCGUUGUGAAGGCCCCUGCUCCCGCGCCCUCCGCCAAGGCCCCAAUGAAGCUGAAGGGGGGGCUCACAAUGGCGCCCGCACCAGUUCCGGCUGCGAGUGAGAAGGUGAAAACGGCGGGCGGCCUCCCGGGGACUGCACCUGUGCCAGGCCCAGCUGCAGCAAAGAAGGUCAGCAAGCCGGUCAGCAAGCCGGGCAGGAAGAUCGGUGCACCGGCGCCCGGUCCAGCAAAGGCUAUAACUGCUGCGAAGCAGAAUGUCGGCACCAGAGGGGGCAAGGGUGCAGGAGCGCCCGCGUACGCGCCAGCUCCGGGGCUCGGCGGCGUGGCGGCAGCGUUCCGGCCGGCAGCGGCGCCGAGGUCCUCCCACUCUCAGAGGGGGGCCUCAGAUAAGCCAGUCAGCAGCUACUCUGUCGGGGGGAUCUCAGCGCCGGCCGCAGCUCCCUCCAAGGCGCCCGCCAAGCGGCCGGCGGCUGCGCCUGCGCUAGCGCCGGCGGCCGCCCCCGGGCCGGCCACCGGCGCGGGCCGCCAACCCGGCAGCGGCUACAAGUCCAUCAGUAGCAUCUUUGGAUAG
This is a messenger RNA of Coccomyxa subellipsoidea C-169, 954 nucleotides long. RefSeq lists its product as hypothetical. The transcript is spliced from 7 exons. Lineage: Eukaryota; Viridiplantae; Chlorophyta; Trebouxiophyceae; Coccomyxaceae. The record is from RefSeq and is a predicted model, not a curated record. The coding region runs from base 1 to 954 and encodes 317 amino acids.